AUGGCCACAAAGAUCCUACCGACCGCAAGGCUCUGCUGCACGCGCCUGGCAUCCUCUGCAUCCCGUCUCGCCGCCCGCCGAUCCUACCAUUCGUACGACCAUCCUGCGCCCCCGGGCCCCUUUGGCAAGACGGAGCUGGCCAUCCUGUCGGCCGCGUACAAGCACGUUCCGGAGCACGGCUUCACGCACCGCGCCCUCGGCCUGGGCGCCCGAGACGCCGGGUACAUCGACAUGAGCCCGGCCGGCCUGCCCGAGGGCGUCUUCAGCCUCAUACGGUACCACCUCGUCACGCGACGGGAGGCCCUGGCCGACGUCGUCGUCCCUGAGGGUGCCGGCGUCGGCGUCAAGGUUGCCGCCCUGACGUGGGAGCGUCUUCUCGCCAACAAGGACGUCAUCCACCAAUGGCAAGAGGCCCUCGCUGUCAUGGCUCAACCUACCUACGUUGCCUCUUCCCUCGAGGAGCUCGCCAAGCUCUCCGACGAGAUAUGGUUCCUCGCAGGCGACAAAUCGGUCGACUCGUCGUGGUACACAAAGAGAGCUUCCCUCUCCGCCGUCUUCACCUCCUCCGAGCUCUUCAUGACCAACGAUACGUCUCCCCAGUUUCAGGACACCCGCCGCUUCCUCGACCGUCGCCUGGGCGAGGUAUCGUCUAUGGGCUCUGCCAUUGGCGCCCUCGGCCAGUGGGUCGGCUUCACGGCAAGCGCUGGUCUCAAUGUUCUGAGGAGCAAGGGCGUUCGCAUAUGA
This is a messenger RNA of Geosmithia morbida, 744 nucleotides long. RefSeq names its product ubiquinone biosynthesis protein COQ9. Gene Ontology annotation, molecular function: lipid binding. Bases 1 to 744 code for a protein of 247 amino acids. Gene Ontology annotation, biological process: ubiquinone biosynthetic process. Gene Ontology annotation, cellular component: mitochondrial inner membrane. The transcript has 2 exons. The record is from RefSeq and is a predicted model, not a curated record. NCBI's taxonomy places the organism in Eukaryota, Fungi, Ascomycota, Sordariomycetes, Hypocreales, Bionectriaceae.